Messenger RNA from Clonostachys solani, 621 nucleotides. NCBI's taxonomy places the organism in Eukaryota, Fungi, Ascomycota, Sordariomycetes, Hypocreales, Bionectriaceae. The record is from the annotation of a GenBank genome assembly.
AUGGCCAAAAGAAAAUCAGGCUUGCUCCAGGCAUUUGCCAAGGUUCUAGGCCAGAAGCCUCCCAAGAAGUCUCGCAAGAAGCCCCACAAGAAACCCAAGCCAGCAUCGGAUACCGAAGAAGGUGAAUCACCAGAUGAGGCGUCUGCGAAGUCGAAGGGAAAGGCGCCAGCAAAAGCGGAAGCCGGCGAGCCAUCCACAGCGCCACCACCGCCAAAGCCAAAGCAGAAAUCCGAGAAAGAGAAGAAAAUGGACGCGCUAAAAGCCAAAAAGAAAGACUUGAAAAGCCAACUUGAAACGACCGAGGGAAAAAUCCGUCAAACCGAGAAGCAGUAUUGCGAUAAUGAAAUGAAAUUCAUAAACUGGUGGCAAAAACGUACAGAUAUAGGCACGCAAGCAGCAAGUGAACUUGCACAGUUACGUAUGGAUGCCUACAAUGAGCGAAAAGACCAGCUUUUAACAGAGAUCGACAGGCUGGAACGUGAAGGCGACAAACUAUGGAAGAAGAUUGGCCAUGCUAAAGUUGAUAUCCGGAUGGAAAUGUACGAGUCAUCAGACUCCUCAGGUUUCUCGGAUUCAUCGAAUUCCUCAUCAGAUUUUUCGGAUUCUUCAGACUCGUCUUAA